AUGGACUUGGGCCCAGCCCAAGUGAAGAUGGCUCCAGGGAAACGAGGCAAGGGCAAGGGUGGCCCGGCGCCGGCGGCCGCGGCCGCGGCGAGCGCCGCUGCCGGCGGCGAGGAGUUCCCGGGCUGCCUCCGCCUGAUGCCGCCGUCCACCGUCGCCAUCUCCGUCCACGCCAAGCCCGGCUCCAAGAUGGCCACCAUCACCGAGAUCGGGGAGGAGGCCGUCGGGGUGCAGAUCGACGCGCCGGCGAGGGACGGGGAGGCCAACGCCGCCCUCGUCGACUUCAUCAGCUCGGUACUCGGGGUGAAGAAAAGAGAGGUGUCUAUUGGCUCCGGUUCGAAAUCGAGGGAGAAGGUUGUGCUAGUGCAGGACGUGACACUCAAAGGCGUCUUUGAGGCCUUGAAGAAGGCGUGCGGCCCUUGAUGAUGUAUGUUGUUAACCGCGAGUAAUAUAACUUGGCUGAGCAGAGUGUAUCAGCUGAACCAGCGGUCUUUCUCCGGUAUAAAUCGUGGUGAGAUUGAACCCCGUAAAAAGGCUGAAAUCUUGGACACGGCCAGUCUUGUCCCUGAGACCGUGACGGGGAACUGCUCUUUUUCUGAAUCAGAAGAAAGAGUAACUGAGGUGUAUGUAUAGUUUGCAUGGAUAGGCCGAGCCUCUGUAUCUCUGCUUGACAUAUGCUGUUCUGAGUCCGAAAGUGCAAUCAAUGCAAAUCCUGAAACAAGUC
Triticum aestivum (bread wheat) is the source of this 721-nucleotide messenger RNA. RefSeq names its product UPF0235 protein C15orf40 homolog. The record is from RefSeq and is a predicted model, not a curated record. The transcript has 3 exons. Bases 1 to 420 code for a protein of 139 amino acids. Lineage: Eukaryota; Viridiplantae; Streptophyta; Magnoliopsida; Poales; Poaceae.